UCCUGUCUGCGCAAUAUCCAUUCGACAUCUUUCGUUCGUGCUCAGAAAAGGGAGGGGGUUCUCCCAAGUAGACCGACGGUUGCUGUUCUCUGCUCAACAGGGUUCUGCCUCAAAAAUCAGAUGUCUUUCCCACCGCCGUCUAGCAUACCCCUUGUCAGUUAAAACGUGCAGGGCUUGAAAGCGCGUUAUGGGGGACUUCCCAGUGCAGAAGCGAAGAGAAGAUGCCUGUAACACUGAUGCCAACACAAGGAGACACCCUUGGUUGGUGCGUACAGGGCCCAGUGACAGACGAAGAGGGACUUUAACCACCAACUCAGCUUAGGAGGAAGCCAAGAAUGAAGGUUUUCUAUCUCUCAGCCUUAUGGUAAGGCCAACAGAUCAGAGGUGACUGCCAUUGGAAAAACAGUUUGUUACAAUUUCCAAGAAGAGGGGCACAUCACCCAUGGAGGACCACAUAGAGAAAUGCCAGGGUCAGUCAAGAGGCAGAAGGAACAAGGGAAGCAUGGGCAGAAACCUUGAUUGUGGUUUCUAUGGGAAAGGCAAUGCAAGUUUCUCAAUUACUAUGCUUGAGUGUGCCAUCUGCUGUUUUCUGAUGGAUAUGGCAGCGACUGAGUUUUUUGGCUAAAGGCAGGAGAGCAAAACAAACGUCCGAGGUAGGUGAAAUGAAGCAAAUCUUGGAUGGGGCAUUAGCUGGGCUUGUUACACCUACCCAGGUUGCUCCUGACACCAUUUCUGAUCAUGAGUCCUCAUCAAUGUUAGUAUAUAUCAUAAUCCCAACCUCAGGGACUAUAUACACAGAGAGCACCAAUUUUUUUUUUCUUUUUAUUUAGUUCAGUUUUUAAUUUAGGAUAACUCAAGCAAUAAAGUUCUACCCAGUUUAAUUCUUUUUUUUUAAUUGUUUUUUAACGUUUUUAUUUAUUUUUGGGACAGAGAGAGACAGAGCAUGAACGGGGGAGGGGCAGAGAGAGAGGGAAACACAGAAUCGGAAGCAGGCUCCAGGCUCUGAGCCAUCAGCCCAGAGCCUGAUGCGGGGCUCGAACUCAUGGACCGCGAGAUUGUGACCUGAGCUGAAGUCGGACGCUUAACCGACUGAGCCACCCAGGCGCCCCUACCCAGUUUAAUUCUUAGUUUAAGCAACAUAAAAAGCUCUAAGCAUGGGACUUCAUUCAUAUAGUCAUUCAUUCAUUCAUUCAAAACUAUAGGAGCACUGUAGGUUGUCAUUUUCCAAACAUGAAUAAAUCAGGUCAUGUUUUGUUUUAAAAAUAUUUUGCAACUCUUUCGAUCUGUGUCUCCCUCCAUAAUUCAACUUAUUACUAUCUUAGUUUCCUCUUAAAAUAUAAUUGGUGCUACUAAUUUCACAAGAUUUGGAGGAAACUCAAAUAUGAUAAUGUCCAAAAUAGCUAUGAAAAGCGUCAUGUGCUAUAUAAAUAAAUAGGUUGUAGUUGUUAAAAUUUCUAUUACUGGGUCUUAUUCUUACCAAUAGUUUCACAUUGAUGAGAGAGAGGGGCAAUCUUAUCUUCACACAUAUGCAAAACAACUAAGCAUUAGUGUAGAAAUGGAAUGAUCUCAGCUUUUAGUCUGUAAUGUGUUUAAGCACUUUUAUGUUUUUGAUCAAAAUAUUUUUGUUUUUUUGUAACAGGACUACUCUAACUUAAUUUCCAUUGUAUGUGAGCAAGUUACUAACCAAGGAUAAGCACCAGCUAAAAUAAGUAUUCAGUCAACAUUAGUUUUUUCUAUAUUUCUAUAAUUUUGAAAGUAUACGAUCCCAUGUUAUUAAUAUGGAGUCUAAUUGAUAUUCACAAGCAUGAAACCUGGAUUUAACAUGUAAGGCUCCACGCCAAGUGUGGAGUCCAAUGUGGGGCUUGAACUCACGACCCUGAGAUCAAGACCUGAGCUGAGAUCAAGAGUUGGAUGUUCACUUGACUGAGCCACCUAGGCGCGUAAAGGACAGAGCAAGAAUGAGGAAGAACCAUGUGUGGAUACAGCAAGAAGGCGGCCAUCUGCAACCCAAGGAGAGAGUUCUGACCAGACACUGCCCCUGCCGGCACCUUGAUCUUGGACCUUCAGUUUCCAGAAUUUUUGGAAACUUUAGCGGUCAGAUGCCAGGAAUGCAGCUGCAGAUAGGACAACCAAUGCCAGGAACAGGGCCAGACCUGCUCCCCGGUGGAUACCCAGCAUAUUCUGACAGUUAUUCCUCAGCAGGAGACCCCAUGUGGACAUACUUCACUGCUGUUGCUGGACAGGAUGGUGAAGUGGAUGCUGAGGAACUUCAGAAAUGUUUGACACAGUCUGGAAUUAGUGGAACUUACUCACCCUUCAGUUUGGAAACCUGCAGAAUUAUGAUCGCCAUGUUGGAUAGAGAUUACACAGGAAAAAUGAGGUUUAGUGAAUUCAAAGAACUUUGGGCAGCUCUUAAUGCCUGGAAGCAAAACUUCAUGACUAUUGAUCAAGACCAAAGUGGCACAGUGGAACAUCACGAAUUGAAUCAAGCCAUCGCUGCUAUGGGUUAUAGGUUGAGCCCUCAAACAUUAACUGCUAUUGUUAAACGGUACAGCAAGAAUGGCAGAAUCUUCUUUGAUGAUUAUGUGGCUUGCUGUGUGAAGCUUCGAGCACUGACAGAAGAAGACCGAGACUUAGACAAAAUGCCAAGAUGGAGGAAUUUAUCCCAAAUGAAAAAACAAGAUAAGGCCACAGCCAGAGAUCUAAGCAAAACAAAUAUUUGUUUAGGAGAAGAGACCACUUGCAACAAGGGGUUGUGAAUUUUGUGUAUGAUGAUUUUUUGCAGGGUACUAUGGCAAUUUGAAUGUCUAGAAUUUGAAAGCUGAAGAAAUACUGUGAAUUUUUUUUACUUGGAAGAUAUGAACUGGACUACUUUGAAUUUAAUGCUUUUUUGGCUUUUCCAUGUUUCUACCUUGUUAUAAGUCUGUCCUAUUUCUGUGUGUUUUUACUUUAGUGCAUAAUUUAAAGCAAUACAAGAAAUGUUUUUGUAUUUGGAAUAGUAGUGCUUUUAGGAAAGCUGUUCACUUAACAUAUCUUAGUAUCAUAAAACAUUGGUAUAUGAUGAAUUGAUGUAAAUACCUUUUAGCCUUAAUUUUCAACAUUGUAAAUCCAGAAGAAUGUAUUUACAAGAUAGAUUAUAUAAGAAGCCAAAUGUGAAAGCCUAGAUAAAGCUAAUGUAUACUUACCUGAAGGUUACAAAUUAUACAUUGAAUUUUUUUUCCUCGUUGUUGGUUUUGAAGGUGAACUAGAAGAAGUCUGGAUUUUGUGCCAUAUUUGUAGAAGGGUUUCUUUAUUCCUUGAUUGCAUAAUUUAAGAAGAGAAACUCACUGGUCUUUGCCUAUGAAGAAGAAAAUCGUACUUCCUAAAAUUUUGUAUUACGUCACCUUAAGUAGAUGGCAAAUUAAUAUAUAGAGAAAUAAGGCUAUAGGAAGCAUUUUUUUCCUUUAUUUUUUUCAGUGUAUAUUUUUCUUCAAUAUGCUUUAUUAUCUUCUGUGGAAAAAAAAGUUCUUAACAGAACAUACAUUUUCUCUCUGCAUUUUUUUUUUUCAUUAGUGAUGACCUAGAGGGCCUAAAAUGGCAUCUUCCUUUUAAAUCUAGACUUUUUGGAAGUGACACAUAUUUUUAAUGAGAUGUCAACAUUUCAAUGUAUUCUAUUAAACUAAAUUGUUUCAUAUAUAAUGCCAACUGUUUACAAAGUUAAAAAAAUCAAGUAAUCUACCAAUUUGUUUAGAUAUUCAGAAACUGUAAGUUCACCUUUCUUGACAACAUUAGCUGCAGGUUUUGGCAUUGCUAAACUGGCAAGUCGUUGAACGCAGGUGUAUAAUGUGGGGGGUACUGACCACAGCAGGCACCACACCCUGUUUCAGAGUGGCAUCGCUGUGGAGAUUGCAAAGUGGUCAUCACAUCCUUAGCAUUUCAGAUCCCUGAUAUGAGCCUGUUGUAGUUAAUCCUGCCCCUUUCCUUGCAAACACUCUUAAGUCUUUCUUAAUGAAGAUUUGAAACACCAUGUGUUUUUCUUACACCUUAACUGAAUGUCUUCCAGCUUCAAAUGCGAGUACAAAUUGACGUAAUUUUAGUAUGACUGGUGACCAAAUUAAUUAUUCUUUUUAGAAAAUUCCGGGUUUCUUAAAGGAUGGAGGAUGAAUGGUAGCAUCUUGAAAAAAAAAAAGUUUCAUAAACUUACAGAAUUUUAAAUCCACUUUUACUUUCAACAGUCCUGGAAAGGAAGUAUUGGGUAGUCAUUUUGACGUUAUAUUUUUAUAUAAUUAGUUGUCAGAUUCAUUUGGUCAGCAGUAUAAACGUGUGAAUAAAUAAUCCAUAUACUUUUGUCCUCUGGCUGCUAAUUUUUUUUCCAUGAACAUAUAUUUGAUAAUGUGAGAGGAUGUUAACUGAGGUAUAAAAUAAAAUACAGCAUUCUAAUUAGAAGUGUUGUAGAAGAAACUAAUGUAAACACACUCUUACAUCGUUCAUGUUGAAUGAGGAGGAUAAUAUGACUCAGCAGCCUGGUAUCUUAACAUCCAGCUUAUAGGUAAUUGCAUUGCUGUACCGUUCUGACGUCAGUUAUAAUUUUUCUUGCUUGUAGGCUAAUGGUUGAGGCUAAAAACUUUAAAAAUGAUAUAUGAUAGUAUUCAUUUAAGUUUCUGCCAAAUGACACUUUGCAUUAGAACUCUUCAUAUGAUUCUCUAACUCGUCCUUUUCCAAAGGUGUUUCUGUGAAUUUUGGUCAUGGUCAGUCUGUGAAGCCGUUUCAGUGACCAAACAUAUUUGGGAAAUUCUCACCCUUUUCAGGGAGCUUGGUAAAGCCUAAGGUCCAUAAAAUCCUGUUUAUUUCUGUUUGACAUAGUUCCAAAAAUUUUUGACCACAGAACUCCUUUCUCUAGCAGAACUAAUUUUCCAUGCCAAUCCAACUUGUCAGACAGUUCUUUUGCACUGUCCAUUAACUAGAUAAUCUUAUAAAACGUUAGGCAUAGAGGAUAUUUUAGAUGGAGUUUUUAUACCGAAAUGCAACUCACUUUUUGAUGCCUUAAAGAUAAUUGAUGUAAACAGACAUCCAUUACUAAAGUAAAAAUUAAAUAGUCUUAUGAUGAACAAGGACUGGAAUAUGAAUAUAGUAUGGUAGUUUGUACUGGUUAACUCACACCGAGUUUUCUUGUAAAGAGGAAAAUAUUGAAUAAUGUACACUCUUAACAUCUAAGUGCUUUUAUUUAUACAGUAAACAUGUUUCCAUGUCAUUUUGAGAAUUUUUUAAUAAACAUUCAAAUAGCUUGCUGUAAAGUUUUGUAUCAUACAAAAUCUGUUAACAUAUAUGAGAUGCUUCAGUUCAAAUAACAGUGCAGUAAUUCACCUCCGCCUAAAAAACUGCCAAAUGGUUCAAUGUCAGAUGUUGCACUUCUAUUUUGAGUGGCAGUUUACACCUUUUAAAUUAUAUCAAGGGGAAAUAAAUACUGUUGGAAUCUUAAUUUGGUCCACUUUAAAGUAAUUUCAAGGACUGUGCUCAUUUGAUCUAUGUAAGCAUGCAUUCAGAAACAAAAAGUAAUUUAAAAGUGUCAAAUAAUAUAUUUAUUUCCAGAAAAGGUAUUCACCCUGGAAGAAAGUAGAAUUCAUUAAUGAAGUUCAAAGUCUGUGCAGUUUAAAAAAUGACAAACAUCAAUUUAUAAUUCUUUCUCUAAGGAAAAUAUACAAAUCAAGUUCACUUGUACUCUUCCGGCAUUACUAAACUGGACAAACUAAAUGAAUACAAUUUGUCAGAAAUGUGCUUUUCUUUUGUACUUUUGACGAAUUCAUAGAUGAUAUGUUUUCUCGAAUUUGUAGCAGUUUUCUGGGAAAUUAAUAGGUAUAAAUUUGUGAACAUCUGGUAAUUAAAUCUAGUGAGUAAAAAUCCAAGACUUCUUUCACGUUAGCAUUUUUUCUUUUCUUUUAAACUUUAAAAUGCAGCCAUGGGUGUUUUAUUACUUUGAAACUUGUAUUAAAAAACCACAUCUUUUUGAUUUUGUAAGCACUUUGAAAUAAAUGUACAAUUCUAAGCUAUCA
This is a messenger RNA of Neofelis nebulosa (Clouded leopard), 6029 nucleotides long. It is a transcript of the gene GCA, whose product is annotated as grancalcin. The coding region runs from base 1959 to 2759 and encodes 266 amino acids. Gene Ontology annotation, molecular function: calcium ion binding. The transcript is spliced from 15 exons. Lineage: Eukaryota; Metazoa; Chordata; Mammalia; Carnivora; Felidae. The record is from RefSeq and is a predicted model, not a curated record.